This is a messenger RNA of Saprolegnia parasitica CBS 223.65, 357 nucleotides long. RefSeq lists its product as hypothetical. The transcript has 3 exons. Lineage: Eukaryota; Oomycota; Saprolegniomycetes; Saprolegniales; Saprolegniaceae. The record is from RefSeq and is a predicted model, not a curated record. The coding region runs from base 1 to 357 and encodes 118 amino acids.
AUGGGCAGCUACGAAGGCGAGAAGCGCGGUCGGUACCUCGCCAAUGCACCGCACAAGAACAGCGACAGCAUACGUGGCGUCCUCGGUGCGUACCUUCCGUCGGUCGCUAAACCCAUUGCCGAGCUGCCCCAGCGCCCCACGCUCUACGAGACGACCAAGCCACGGGGUGUUGAGCGCUGGCAAAAUGCGCUUCGGAUGUUGGAGGACGUCUACUGCGCGCUCACAACGAUGGACGAGCAAUCGGGUGGCGGCCGGUCCAAGGGCCUCUCUCGAAUCGGGGCGUGCAUCUUUGAGGUUCGCAACGCCGCCGACGAAGCCAUCGCUGCCUUGACCGAGCCCGAGGAGCAGUCAUGUUGA